This is a messenger RNA of Heterobilharzia americana, 2871 nucleotides long. The record is from the annotation of a GenBank genome assembly. Lineage: Eukaryota; Metazoa; Platyhelminthes; Trematoda; Strigeidida; Schistosomatidae.
AUGGAGGAUGUUAACCCUCCUAUCAAGAGUAAUCUCAUGCCAUUACCACCAGUGGAAAAGAUUAAGCUGGAAAUAGUCGAAAAAGAAAAAGACUCCAACCUCCAAAAGUUUCUUAACUACUCUUUAGAAAAAGAGCGAAGAAAGCAUCUUAAUAAGCUUAAUAUCAAGAGAGCCCAUGCAGCCUGCAGGAAAACACAGAUGGAACUAUCUUCCCUUCCUGUGCCAAGCUAUCCCCCUUUCAUACCAAAUUUUAUGGUUAGCGAAGAAUUGAAAUUGGCCAAAAACUUCAAAAUUAUGAAAUCAUACAUCGAAAGUAGCACGAUACCUCAAAUUCAAGAUAGCUGGCUCCGAAACAUACUAGCGAAAGUUCCAAGAAGACUUAAAACCGGGAGGGAAGAUGAGCUAAACGACGUUUUGCUUGAAGUUAGAGAAAACUUUGUGGAAAGUUUGAAGAAAUCUUUAAGUAAACAGACUUUAAAGAGACCAAACCUUCCUCAUCUUAAAGAUGAUGACUUAUCACUGUCACCAAGAGCACCUAAAGUCAUGAACUUUUCAAAGUCAUUGCAUUCAGGGUACGUACAACACAGGAAGGAACUAGCUUCUAAGCUAAUGAUAUUACAUACUCACAUGCAGAAGAUUCUGGGUCUCUGCUAUCAAGAUCUACAUAAUAUUAAGUUGACCGACGUCCCAAAAUACAGGGAGCUAGGCGCUAUUGAUUUUGGAGAUCUACGGAUCAGAGUAAAACAGGAAGUCGAAUCUAAAUGUGAUUAUGUACUACAAAAGUGGUAUCUGAAAGUGGUUCAACUGUUUAUGAACAAAAUUUCAGCACCAAAUCUGAAACCAAACGCCGUUGAAUCCUUUAACAAUUGUGUGUCUACUCUGAUGUCCAUUCAGCUGAAGCAGUUUUUGCAGAGUAACUUACUACAGUGGGUUGAUAUUUUUGAAGAAGAUCAUAAAGAACUUCUACCAGUCUUAAAAAUGUAUCUUACCUAUGAAGACCAGAAGGUUCUUUUCUAUCCUAGCUUUGCAGAUCUUGAAGAAUUAAUAUUUUUUAUCACUGGACAGAUAUGCAACUCCCUUCAGAACAUUCAAACCAUUCAAAGCUGGUUAAAUUCAUUACCAGUUCCUGUUUACAUAGAUGCUAAAAUUCCAUCGGAUGCAUAUGAUACAUGUAAACGUAAACUUCAAGAAGCUGUGAAACGCUAUUUUGAAACACCUUAUCAAUAUUUCAUCAAGGUGAUUGUUGAACCGUACUCAUUUAUAUUUGACGGUGGGGAAGCAAAGAGGGUUGAGGAGUUCUUACAAAGAGAUAAACAAUUUGAACAUUAUUGUGAGUACAUAGCUAAGCUGCAUGACCUAGCGAAUGAAAUUAUGACCUUGCCGAAUGCAGAAUAUUUUGAUUUAAUUCGACUUGACUGCGAAGAUGUUAAAGUUGGCUUGUCGAAAGAAUGUCAUCGUUUAGCGAAUCUGUUGUUGGAUCGAGUAGUUUAUGAUUUCAGGCAAAAUAAUGAUGAAAUUUGUGCUGCUUUCGAAGAAAUGCGCGAUCGUUGUCGUACAGUGCCACAGAAUAGUGAAGAAUUAAUUGAUAUGAUUCAAUAUAUGGAAGAAGCAAGAUGUCAGGGGAUGAUUCGCAUGACAGAAAAGAUUUCUUUAACUGUGGAAUAUUUAAACUAUCUUCUUGACGUUUACCUAUUUAGUCCAGAGGAUAUUGAAAAGAACAGUGCAGUUUUAACCUGGAAGAAACGAAUUUAUCCUGAGUUUGAUGCCAAUGAUAAGCUUCAAGAACGAAUGCGUACUGUCGGUGAAGCGGCUGUUGUAACUAGACGCGAAAAAUUAAUAACUGAAAUAAACAGGCUAAAGAAUCGUGUCGAUGAAUUCAAUGAUUAUGGUGAAAUGGAUAGUGAAAUGCAAAACCAAUAUGUACAAGAUGUUCGAGGAGUUCUAAAAAGACUUCAGGAUGCUGAAAAUGAAAAAAUGUGGAUCAAUAAAGAAGAAGAAUUAUACAAGCUCACAAUUAGUCAGUAUCCGGAAUUAGAAGAAAUACGUAAUUUAACAGAACCAUUCCACAGACUAUUUACAACUGUAGUUAAAUACAGUAAAUCAGAAAGACGGUGGCUGUAUGGCGAAUUCGACAAACUAAGUGCUGAAGCGAUUGAAGCCGAAGUCGAAGAAUACUGGCGUGAAAUAUACAAACUUCAGAAGAUCUUUACAGCAAGAGUUAAGAAAAUGCGUAUGGAACUGGAUGAACAAAGAAAAUCAAGUAAAAAACGAAGGCAUUUGGCAGGCGCUGAUAUAAGUGCCACAGGUGUUGAAACUGAAGGAAAAGAUGUUCAUUCUCUUGCAGAAAAAAAGGAAGAUGAGAUCGAAGAAGUUAAGCCACCUGCGGCCUUGGAUAUAAUUAAAAAUAUUCAGGACCAAAUAAAAAGUUUCAAGGAAAAUAUACCGGUUAUCGCUAUCCUAUGCAAUCCAGGUAUAAGGAAACGACAUUGGGAUGCAAUGUCACAGAUAGCCGGAAAAGAUCUUACACCAGACAGUGGGACAUCAUUGGCUAAAAUAUUACAAAUGAAUUUGGAUCCAUAUAUGGAAGAAUUCUCGAGUAUUUCAAGUGGUGCAAGUAAAGAAUUUACUCUGGAAACAAAUAUGAAGAAAAUGCGUGAUGACUGGACUGAAAUAUCCUUUGGUUUAAUAGCUUAUCGAGAAUCUGGAAUAAGCAUACUUGCCUCUGUGGAUGAUACACAACAAAUGCUAGAUGAUCAAAUUGUUAAACCCAAACAAUGCGUGGAUCACCAUUUAUUAAACCAUUUGAAACAGAAAUUAAGGCAUGGGAAGAACGUCUUCUACACAUACAGGAAACAAUUGAUGAAUGGUUAA